GCACCUGUCUGUUGAGCUCAACAGACCCAACAUUGUUAGCCAUGUUUCUGAUGGGCAGCCGUGCCAGUCGCAUGAUCAUGCUCGUAUGUACUCUGGCGCUGUUGAUGGAGACGGUCAGAGGUGGCUCCAGCUUCCUCAGUCCUGCCCAGAAACCUCCGGGGAAAGGAGACAGAAAGCCACCUCGACUUGGACGCCAUGUUGCAGUUCAACCAGACACUCCACAAGAGGAUGGCCACACUCUGGUCAGUUCUCCUUUUCAACUGGGCCUGACUCUGACUGAGGCCGAGUUUGCAGAACACGGCUCUGCCUUACAGAGAAUCCUUGACAGCAUCCUGGGAGACACAGCAAACUGAUCCUACUGCUUUCUUAAAGUGUGUGUUUGUCCAACACAUCAAUACCACAACACAUCAAACAAUUUCAAUCAAUAAAAUUGACUGAAG
Alosa sapidissima (American shad) is the source of this 440-nucleotide messenger RNA. It is a transcript of the gene ghrl, whose product is annotated as ghrelin/obestatin prepropeptide. The transcript has 5 exons. The record is from RefSeq and is a predicted model, not a curated record. Gene Ontology annotation, molecular function: growth hormone-releasing hormone activity. Gene Ontology annotation, cellular component: extracellular region. The coding region runs from base 42 to 353 and encodes 103 amino acids. Lineage: Eukaryota; Metazoa; Chordata; Actinopteri; Clupeiformes; Clupeidae.